AUUAGUCCAUCAUUUGGCUGAUGAGUGACUGUGGGAUCUUGCUUGGCUGCUGAACAUGACAAUCACCGCACCUCUAAGGUCCAGAGGCAAAAUGGCUUCCAGCUUCGAGGUCACGGACAGAGGUCACUCCAAGGUUCUCCUUCACGAACUGAAUGAGCAGCGAAUACAAGGCAUCUUCUGUGAUGUGACCAUCGUGGUGCAAGACAGCAAGUUCAAAGCCCAUAAGAACAUCCUUGCCGCUUUCAGCCGUUACUUCAAGGAGCUGUUGGCCAACCAGAGCCUUUGGGUCAUGGACCCCGUGCUGGAGCUGAGGGAGAUGAAGGCCGAAAUCUUCGCCAAGAUCCUCAACUUCAUCUACAGUUCCAGAGUGGUGAUCGAGAGGCUGGAGGAGGCCAACGACUUAGCGAGUGCAGGGCAUCGGCUGGGAAUACACUUGCUGAAAGAUCUGCUGGAGGUGUCUUCACAGACGAGAGCCUGCAACGACAGACUGACCCCCCCUCUGCACAGUCUUCUCUCUCUCAAUUGUCUGACUUCCCUCAGAUCCCUCAAGGCCCAAAGAGGACAAUCAGGACUGUACCGGCGGAGAGAGUUUCGAGGAUGA
Messenger RNA from Carcharodon carcharias (great white shark), 601 nucleotides. Its product is annotated as zinc finger and BTB domain-containing protein 38-like. Gene Ontology annotation, molecular function: RNA polymerase II cis-regulatory region sequence-specific DNA binding; protein binding; DNA-binding transcription factor activity, RNA polymerase II-specific. The transcript is spliced from 2 exons. Gene Ontology annotation, biological process: regulation of transcription by RNA polymerase II. The record is from RefSeq and is a predicted model, not a curated record. Lineage: Eukaryota; Metazoa; Chordata; Chondrichthyes; Lamniformes; Lamnidae. The coding region runs from base 56 to 601 and encodes 181 amino acids.